AUGUUCAGCGAUCUCACCGCGGAAGAGUUUGCGGCGCGGUAUUUGGGUCACGUGCGGUUGUCGAGCGAGGAGAGGGAGAAACGGAAGGCGAGGGGAGGGGAGACGCUCGAGACGUUGCCGGUGGAACAUUUGCCGGAGGAAUUCGAUUGGCGAUUUAAGGGCGCGGUGACGCGGGUGAAGGAUCAAGGACAGUGUGGAUCGUGCUGGACGUUUUCAACGACGGGUGCGAUCGAGGGCGCGCACUUCAUCAGCACCGGAAAGCUCGUUGAAUUGAGCGAACAACAACUCGUGGACUGCGACGUCGGUUGCGAUCCAGACGUGCCGAACGCGUGCGAUUCUGGCUGUAACGGCGGCUUGCCGUCGAACGCGAUGGAGUACAUCGUAGAGCACGGAGGCAUCGAUACCGAGAAGUCGUACCCGUACGUCGGCGAGAAGGGCGAGUGCAAGGCGAAGAAAGGCAAACUCGGCGCGACGCUCAAGAACUUCUCCUUCGUCAGCGACGACGAAAAACAAAUGGCGGCGGCGUUGGUCAAAUACGGCCCACUGUCCAUCGGGAUCAACGCUGCGUGGAUGCAAAGUUACAUCGGCGGCGUCGCCUGCCCUUGGCUCUGCGACGCCGAGUCGCUCGAUCACGGCGUCCUCAUCGUCGGCUACGGCUCGAGCGGCUUCGCCCCGGUUCGAUGGGCGCCCGAACCGUACUGGAUCGUCAAGAAUUCUUGGAGUCCGGCGUGGGGCGAGGGUGGAUACUACCGCAUAUGCAAAGACAAAGGUUCGUGCGGCAUCAACAACAUGGUCGUCGCCGCGCACGGCGUCGACUGAUCGCGCUUCGCGUUCGCCUCGCGUCUUCAUGCUUCUCUCGCGCCUCGUCGCCUUCAUCGACGACGUCGCGCGCGUUUCUCGCAUUUUCAUCUCUGUAUCUCAUCAUUCUAAAACUAUCGUU
This is a messenger RNA of Ostreococcus lucimarinus CCE9901, 940 nucleotides long. RefSeq lists its product with no specific name. Lineage: Eukaryota; Viridiplantae; Chlorophyta; Mamiellophyceae; Mamiellales; Bathycoccaceae. Bases 1 to 819 code for a protein of 272 amino acids. Gene Ontology annotation, cellular component: lysosome. The transcript has a single exon. The record is from RefSeq and is a predicted model, not a curated record. Gene Ontology annotation, molecular function: cysteine-type endopeptidase activity.